AUGUUCGCCAAGGCAGAUCUCCCGGUUCUUAGCCUUGUCUACUACUUGACCCUGGCAAUCUCCGCAGCCAUCUAUCUCACCAACAUCGCUCUCUUCGGUGUGAAGCACAGCUUGUUCGGUGGUGAAAACGCGGCCUUGCUGGCUCUGAGUCUGCCGAAGCUGGAUAUUCUGAUAUUCACGCUCUGUCCGCUGCUUCUUGCGCUCGGCAUGGCGCCGUGGAGUGUGCGACUUUGCGGCUACAUCAACACGAAGCAAGCCUUGGCUCAGGCCGCAGCAGUGAUUCUGGGUUCAGCCGUCGUUGGUCCCGCGGCGACGCUCGCAGGUAUUACUGCUUAUCAUGAGAGAAUUGUCGCUAGCCAGUAG
This is a messenger RNA of Colletotrichum acutatum, 363 nucleotides long. RefSeq lists its product as uncharacterized. The coding region runs from base 1 to 363 and encodes 120 amino acids. The transcript has a single exon. Lineage: Eukaryota; Fungi; Ascomycota; Sordariomycetes; Glomerellales; Glomerellaceae. The record is from RefSeq and is a predicted model, not a curated record.